Molecule: messenger RNA, 1005 nt
Organism: Lathyrus oleraceus (garden pea)
Lineage: Eukaryota; Viridiplantae; Streptophyta; Magnoliopsida; Fabales; Fabaceae
Exons: 6
Coding region: 7-1005 (332 amino acids)
Source: RefSeq, a predicted model, not a curated record
AGGUGUAUGGAAAAGUGCAGUUCACAGUUGAAAGAAACUAGUGAGAAAGCCAGUAUCAAUUGUCAAAAUAAAUUUCCCGAGGGCAUUUCAUCUUGUCAGCUAUACUUAUCGUCACCGACUUAUCGCCUAGUUGGCAAGGGAAAAGUGCACAACACUUCGGGAGAUUUACUUCACCAUAGACCGCUCCCGGAUGGACACCUUAAAGUAUCGGUUGAUGUUGUAUUAGAUAAGGAUGCGUUGCUACCGAUACCUGACAUUGUUUCAGAGACAACAUUCCUGCGAGAUGCAAUAGGAUCAUUUGUUGCAUGGCCCUUGGAUCUCAUUUUCAUUGAUGAUGAGACGCCUACAAAACCCGCAUCUAAGGAUAGAGGGAUUUUGCGGCACAACGAGUCUGUUGCAUCACAAAAAGAGGUAUUUGCUCAAGGGUCACAACAACUGAGCCAGAAAAUUGGUAGUCGACAGAAAAACAAAAGGGAUCUUCCAGUGACUUCUUUGCCAAAAAAAGGUGCUUUUGUGCCUCGAUACCAGAUAUCUCUUGAAACACUUGUUGACUCAUCAGAUAUGGCAACAGCUGGUGCUAUUCGCUUACUGGAUAUGGAGGAAGAUAUCUUUGGUUAUUCAUGCACUGAAACAAUCGGAAAAGAAGAUCUGGAACAUAUUUUUCGGCAUCAAGAAUUAGGCGUCGGUGUUAUACACACAUACAUCCGGUUCUUGUAUGACAAUUUCAUGCGCGGGAAUGAUCAAUUGUCAAACAGAUUCCGUUUCGUGUCUUCCUCCCUGGUCAACAAAGCAUUAAUUUGUAGGGAACCGGAUUCAUGUAGAGAGUACUUAGUCAAGAGAUUCAUGGCCAGCAGUACAAACAACUUGUAUCUUUGGCCGUAUAAUUCAGGGUGUCACUGGUUGUUGCUUGCUAUUGAUCCUUUAAAAGAAGUGGUAUAUUUUCUGAAUUCGAUAGAUGGUGAAUGGACAAAUUAUCCGGAUAUGAAGCAAUUAGUUGAUACGUAA